AUGUCUCAAAAAUCAACUCCACAGAUAUCGUUUGAAUCAAGUUCCCGAGGCUCCAUAGUCGGUCCACCAAAAAGCCUAAAAACUCCUCCAAAAAAUUUAGUUUUGUCAUUAUUUGAAAAAAAUCAAUCUAAAGUAUAUAAAGCGACAAUAAAAAGAUAUAAAAAGCUAGAACCACUGCCAUUUCCAGAAAAAAUCAAUGAAGACUUAAGCUGGUAUGAAAAUGUCAAAACUAAGGUUGGGAUUUACUCAGGAAAUAUGACAAAAGCCUAUACUUUUCAUGGCUUCGGAGCUUUACUUAAAGAAAACGGCAGCGUCUAUGAAGGAAACUUCAGAAUGCAUCAGCCCAAUGGCUUUGGAAGACUAAUUGAUACAGACGGAACUGUUUAUGAAGGAAGAUGGAUAAACGAUACAAUAAUUGGCCAUGGAAAAAUAAUUUCGAAUGAAUUUGUAUACGAUGGGGAACUUGAAAGUAACACACCUAAUGGCAGAGGUAUCAAAAUUUCUGAUGAAGGAAAAUAUAUUGGAGAAUUCAAAAAAGGCUUAAAGCAUGGAUAUGGAGAAUUUACAUAUGCAAAUGAAUGCGUUUAUAAAGGCAAUUUUAAAAACGAUAAGCGUGAAGGACCAGGAAAAUUGAUCACUUCUGAUGGAAUUUUUGAAGGAAAUUGGCAUAAUGAUAUGCUUAAUGGUGAAGGGACUUUUAAAAACACAGAAUUUAACUAUAAUGGAGAUUUUGUAGACGAUGUAAGGCAAGGAUAUGGGGUUAUGGUUUGAAAUGAUGGGAGAAAAUACCAGGGAGAAUGAAAAUCUAAUAUGAUGCAUGGAGAUGGUGCUUAUGUUGAUGAGAAUGGAAAUGAAUUUAAAGGCAGGUGGAGAAAAAGUCAGCUUAAAAGAACUGAGUCUUCUAUUAAGAAAAAACAAUACGCAGAAGGAGUUUUUGGGUCAGAGUCUGAAAGAAGCUCUGAGGCAGCUAGAAGCCCGCCAUCAAAUGCAUUAGCAUCAUCAGUUGAAGAAAUUUUGGCAAAAGUCAGCAAAAUGACUGAUGAAGAAAACUUUAUGAGCCCGAAAUCAGAAGGAGUUAUAAGUAGAGCUUCUUUCAAGCCUAAUAUGGAUAUACCAAAAAAUAAGCUUGCACAAGCCAAAGAAUUAACUGAUGACUCUGUAUCUUUUAAUUUUGAAGAACUUAAAACAAGUUACUAUAAAGAGUACGAUCCCAACACAAAAGAUGCAUAUGAAGACGAGCUUAUAAAAAGCCAAAUUGAUCAAAAAUCUUCAGAUAUUUCUGGCUUAAAUUCUAAUCAAGAACUUGAAGAGUCUCAAACCGCUUUUAAAAUUCCGCUAGAAAACCCAUUAUUAGCAGAAGAUUUAAGUUUCAGGAUGAAAAAACAAGAAGUGUCCUCAUUUUUGAUGAGUGAAAAAGAAGAAGAUGAUCCUAAAAUAAGCAAAAAAGGAGAAAGUGGAAGUGAUUGGAACUUUAGGGUUUCAGAAGAAGAAAAGAUUGUUAAGAGAAAACAUAAAAAACACAUUAAAUCUAGUUCGGAAGAAGAAAAAGAAAAUCCUUUUGAGGAGGCAAGUAUAAAGGAAGAUAAAAAGAAAAAGAAAAAUAAAGUAAGUAUUGAAGAAGAGGGGUCAGAAAGAAUAGAAAGCGAAGAAGUGGUAGAAAUAUCUCAAAGUAUUGAUGAGAUUGGGAUACAAGAUAAACAAGAGUUUGAGGUGAUAGAGAAAGAAGAAGAGAUAGCCAUUGAAUAUGGAAACCAAAAUUUAGAGAAAUCUGAUGAAAAAAAAAUAAAAACAAAAAAGCACAGAAAUAAGAAAAAAAUUACUGAAGAAAGUGAAGAGUUUAGUGAAGGAAUUAUAACAGAAAAGCCUUUAGAGUUAUCCGAUGCCGGAAUAACAGAAAAGCCUUUAGAAAUAUCUGAUGUAGAAAUAACAGAAAAGAAAAAGAAUAAAAAGAAAAAACAAGAAGAAAAUGAAUUUACAACUCCAGGCGAAAUAGAAAUUUCCCAUCAAAGUGGAGAUGAACCAAAGACCAGCAAGAAGAAAAAAAGAAAGCACAAAAACUUAGAAAACGAGGAAGAGAAAAAUUCUAAUGAAGACAUUCAGAGUCUCCAAGUGGCAGUUGAAGAUAGUUUUGCGCUUGGAAAAAUAAGACACAAAGAACUCGAAGAAUCAGAUAUAAUUUCAUUACCUGGUAGCGAUACUUCUGAAGAAAUUGAAUCUUCAAGAGUCUCCAACCAAAGCUCUAGAAUAAGUGAAGCUCCAAAAAAGUCCAAUAAAAGCUCAAACUCAGAAGAAAAAAGUUCGGUAAAAAGCCAAAGCUCAAACAAAUCUAAUAAAAGCUCCCAAAAUUCUAGCAAAUCUAAUAAGAGUUCAAAUGAAGAAGAAAAAAGCCAAAACUCAGGCAAAUCUAAUCAAAGCUCAGAUGAAGAAGAACAAAGCCAUCAUUCAAGCCAGCCCAGCAAAUAUGAAGAGUAUGGUCUUGAUUCUGCAAGAUCUCACGAAGAUUCCAGCGAAGUCGAGCAAAGCCAAAAUUCAAGCGGCAGACAAAGUUUAAAUUCUUCAGUUGCAUCAUCACAAAAAUUAGAAACUGAAAACAUUGAUUCUGAUAUAGAGUUUGGGCAGCCAAAAAUUGAAGAAUCCCCUUCUCAAAGUGUUUCAAUCAAAUCAUCAUUUCAGUCACAAGCUCCUCUACCUUUAAAUGAUUCUGAAGUUAAUAUUUCAGCUGACGAGUCUUCAACUAAAUGAAUUGCACCUAUGCAUGAGCCUAGUUUGGAUGAAACGCCUCAGCCUGUUCACGAUAUUUCGCUUCCUGAUACUCCUCUCCCCAGCAAUUCUACUAAUCUAAAUAAUUUUAUGCUACCAAAAUCUCCUUCAGAUAUGAAAUUUUCAUCACUUGAAGAAAAUGUCUUGGUCCAAAAAGAUGAAGAGUCUGACUUCCAAACAGAAAAAAGUUCAGUAACAGCAAAAAGCGAUGUGAAAAAUGAAGAAAUUGAUGAAAGUUUUGAAAAGGAAACUGAUGAAAGAAUAAUAAAACUUAAAUCAGUCCAUUUCCCUCAUGAAGAACGCAAAGAUUUUGAAUUGCUAUUGUCAGUAAGGAACUCUCUAGCCCCAUUUAGCUUCCAGGAUCCUGAUUUUAGGUAUCCAAAAGUACUCCCAGAAUUUUGUGAAUGGAAAGAAAUAGGGCCUGGGAUUUAUUAUUAUGGUGAGUGGACCAGCAGAAAUCAAAGAUGUGGGAGAGGAAUUGAAAUUUUUUAUAAUCAAGUCUAUGAAGGAUUUUGGAAAAAUAAUAAGAGAAAUGGCUUAGGCAGAGUCGUUACUAAAGAAGGAGAUAUUUAUGAAGGAUAUUGGGUUAAUAACGUAAAAUGUGGCUUUGGAGUUCUAACUAAGUAUGACGGCCAGACUUAUAUUGGUGACUGGUUCUUAGAUACACCUAAUGGUCUUGGAUAUGAAGAUGAUAAAAACGAAAUUUAUAGCGGUCAGGUAAAAUACGCAAUGAGGCAUGGGAAAGGGUUUCUCCAAAUGAGAGAUGGAGCUACCUAUGAAGGAGAAUUUUUUGAAGAUAAAGUCCAUGGGAGGGGAAUAUUGAGAAGAGAAGAUGGGACUGUUUAUGAUGGGCAUUUUGUGGAUGGAAAAAUUAAAGGGUCAGGAGAAGAGGUGCCGAAUUACAACUUAAAAGUGAAAAUACCAAGAAUUAAAGAUCUGACCACAAAAGAUAUUGCACUAGAAAUUGAAAAGCCAAGAAAAUCAGCUAAAUAUUAA
Messenger RNA from Blepharisma stoltei, 3756 nucleotides. NCBI's taxonomy places the organism in Eukaryota, Ciliophora, Heterotrichea, Heterotrichida, Blepharismidae. The record is from the annotation of a GenBank genome assembly.